AUGGCUUCCACCAAGGAGAAGACGGACAUCGUUCCCAACGACACCAGCACCCAGACACAUGAAGGAGAAAUCGCAGAUCUUGUGAAUGCGUCCGGUCACGUCCAAGAGCUCGAUCGCAACUUCAGCUUGCUAGCAGCAGCAGGCGUCGGGCUCGUCGUCGGCAAUGUCUGGCCAGCUCUCGGGGGCUCGAUCCUCGUCGCCAUUUUCAAUGGAGGUCCGCCCGGCGUCAUUUACGAGUUCAUUGUAGUUUCGGUCUUCUACUGGAUAAUUGCGGCUUCCAUUGCUGAAUUGGCUUCCGCCAUCCCCUCCAGUGGCGGUGUCUACCACUGGGCCUCUGUGACCCCUGGAAAGGCAUGGGGUCGUGUGGUCGGGUUCUAUGCUGGUUAUUGGAAUUGGCUGGCAUGGGUGUUUGGUGCAGCGUCCAUGAGCUUCAUCUUUGCCAACACCGUCGUCCAAAUGUAUGGUGUCACGCAUCCCGACUUUGAGGCCAAGCAGUGGCACGUCUUCGUGACAUAUCUUAUCGCCACAUGGAUAGCGUGCGCCUGUGUUUGUCUGUUCAACAGUGCAAUGCCGCACCUGAACACCGUUGGUAUAUUCCUGAUUUUGUGCGGCUUCCUUGUCACCGUCAUCGUCCUAGCCGCGAUGCCGGGCUCAGAUGGGCGCCCUCCUCAUGCUUCGUCCAGUUUUGUCUGGAGCGACUGGACAGCAGAUAUUGGGUAUCCAAACGGAUUCGUGUUCGUGGCAGGCAUGCUUAACGGCGCGUACGCCGUAGGGACUCCGGACGCUGUCAGCCAUAUCGCUGAGGAGAUUCCUUACCCAGGGAAAAAUGUUCCUCUUGCAAUUGCAACUCAGAUGGCAAUUGGCUUCUUCACGGGCCUUUUUUAUCUCAUCGCGCUAAUGUACGCAAUCAGCGAUUACGACGCCUUGUUCGAUUCGGCAUUUCCAGUCGCCGAAAUAUACAGACAAGCCACCGGCUCAUCCGGAGGAGCUAUUGGUCUUCUUUGCUUGUUGCUGUUUUGCGUGGCGGCCUGCAUGGUUGGAGGGUACAUCACCGCAGGUCGCGCGCUCUGGGCGUUGGCGCGAGAUGGUGCAACUCCAUUUCCCCAUCAUAUUGGCAAAGUCUCGACAAAAUUUGGAAUGCCACUCGUUGCCACGCUUGUCUGUGGCUGCAUUGUUACCGUACUAGGCUGCAUCUAUGUGGGUAGUACCACAGCCUUCAAUGCCUUUGUUGGAAGCUUCGUUCUCAUGUCCUCAGCCUCUUACGUUGCAGCCAUCCUUCCCCACGUCCUGACUGGCCGGAAGAACAUCACCUAUGGGCCUUUCCGUCUGGGAAAGCUUGGACUUCCGAUCAACCUGAUUGCGUGUGGGUACAUCAUUGUCUGGUUUGUCAUCUAUUGCUUCCCUUAUAGUCUUCCCACCGACGCCCAAAGUAUGAACUAUUCAUGCGUGAUUUGGGGAGGGUUGACCAUUUUCGUCACUGUCUGGUGGUUUGUGGGAGCCAGAAAAGGCUACGUUGGCCCGAAGAGCACGGGAGGCAUCGAUGCAGAGGUUGAGCACGUCCGAAGAGCCAGUGUGGAGAAACGAGCAGCUGUGUAG
This is a messenger RNA of Capronia coronata CBS 617.96, 1596 nucleotides long. RefSeq lists its product as uncharacterized. Gene Ontology annotation, molecular function: transmembrane transporter activity. The coding region runs from base 1 to 1596 and encodes 531 amino acids. NCBI's taxonomy places the organism in Eukaryota, Fungi, Ascomycota, Eurotiomycetes, Chaetothyriales, Herpotrichiellaceae. The transcript has 9 exons. Gene Ontology annotation, cellular component: membrane. The record is from RefSeq and is a predicted model, not a curated record. Gene Ontology annotation, biological process: amino acid transport; transmembrane transport.